AACACAAGAAAGGAAAAACGUCAUCACGUUUUGUUAAGGCACGCUGGGUAAUUUUGCUUUCUCUUUCCGGUUGAUACGCCAUCAAAUAUCCAACAUGGGGGCAUAUCGGUAUAUGCAGGAGUUAUGGCGUAAGAAGCAGUCAGAUGUGAUGCGCUUCUUGCUCCGCGUGCGCUGCUGGCAGUACCGUCAACUGUCAAACCUUCACCGCGCACCAAGGCCAACCAGACCCGAUAAAGCGCGCCGCCUGGGUUACAAAGCCAAACAAGGGUAUGUCAUUUACCGUAUCCGUGUGCGCCGUGGAGGCCGUAAACGCCCCGUACCCAAGGGUGCCACCUAUGGAAAGCCAGUGCACCAUGGUGUCAACCAGAUCAAGUUUGCCCGCAGUUUGCAGUCCACCGCUGAGGGUCGUGCUGGCCGUCACUGCGGCGCCCUGAGAGUGCUGAACUCCUACUGGGUGGGCGAAGAUUCAACCUACAAGUUCUUUGAGGUGAUUUUGAUUGACCCCUUCCAUAAGACUGUCAGACGCAACCCCGACACCCAAUGGAUCACAAAGGCUGUGCACAAGCACAGAGAGAUGCGUGGCCUGACGUCUGCAGGAAAGAAGAGCCGUGGGCUGGGCAAGGGCCACAAGUUCCACCAGACCAUUGGAGGGUCCCGCCGUGCUGCCUGGAAGAGGCGUAACACCCUACAGCUGCACCGUUAUCGUUAGAGCGUGCCACAUCUCUACUUCUGGAAAAAAUAAAAUGUUUUUGUGGUCAAAUAA
Messenger RNA from Dunckerocampus dactyliophorus (ringed pipefish), 763 nucleotides. It is a transcript of the gene rpl15, whose product is annotated as ribosomal protein L15. Gene Ontology annotation, molecular function: structural constituent of ribosome; RNA binding. Gene Ontology annotation, cellular component: ribosome; cytosolic large ribosomal subunit. NCBI's taxonomy places the organism in Eukaryota, Metazoa, Chordata, Actinopteri, Syngnathiformes, Syngnathidae. The record is from RefSeq and is a predicted model, not a curated record. Gene Ontology annotation, biological process: cytoplasmic translation. Bases 95 to 709 code for a protein of 204 amino acids. The transcript is spliced from 4 exons.